Molecule: messenger RNA, 1403 nt
Organism: Zingiber officinale
Lineage: Eukaryota; Viridiplantae; Streptophyta; Magnoliopsida; Zingiberales; Zingiberaceae
Product: coenzyme Q-binding protein COQ10 homolog, mitochondrial-like
Exons: 4
Coding region: 334-1110 (258 amino acids)
Biological process (GO): cellular respiration; ubiquinone biosynthetic process
Molecular function (GO): ubiquinone binding
Source: RefSeq, a predicted model, not a curated record
UUAUGUCAAACCCUAACCGCGUCGGCUGCCGUGGCUGUGGUGGCACGGCUUCCUCGCAUGGAAUCGUCGCACAGCGGCCGGCCAUCUCAACACGACAAGAACCUGCAUUUCCUCUCGUCUAUACAAGUCUUAUCCCGCGCCCCCGACCUUUUCGCCGAUCUAUUCGUGUAAAUACAACUUUUUCCCCCUAAAAUCUGGGCGUCGCUUUCUAAUCAACUGAUUUGAUUGGAGUUCUUGGUCAAUCUUAAAGUAACCAUCCCAAAUUCGAAAAUUUCUGCCAAGUUAAAGUUCGAUUUUUUUACGAUUUCAUUGUCACUUUCCCUCAUCUCUACAAUGCCGCCGACCCUAGUUUUUACGGAGGCGGUUGCCAGCUUCCUAUCAUGUAAAGCUCGAUCUUUACAACACGGAGCUGGGAUUUUCCGAUCGGCGGGACGACCUAGCGGCCCGGAUAGCAGGUUGGGGCGAUUCGAUCAGGCGCGAUGUCUGGCUACCUUGGCUCGUUCCGGAAACCCUUGCGUCGGUAGUUCCGCCGACGGCCUCCACGUUCUGCCGAUUGGUACUUCCCGUGGUUUCGCUCAAACUCGACAGUUUCUCGGAUUUUUUUUCGGAGAAGAUUGUCCUGCUCUUUCAAAGGUCUACAAGGAGCGACGGACCAUUGGGUACUCUCCUGAACAGUUGUUUAAUGUGGUUUCAGCAGUCGAUAUGUAUGAGGAGUUCUUGCCAUGGUGCCAGCGGUCUAGGAUUGUCAAGCGGAAUAGCGAUCGAUCAUUUGAUGCGGAGCUUCAGAUUGGUUUUAAGUCCUUUCUUGAAAGUUAUCUUUCUCAUGUGGAAAUUGACAAGCCAAAACGUAUCAAGACCACUGCUUCAAAAAAUGGACUUUUUGAACACUUAAUUAACAUUUGGGAAUUCACUCCUGGUUCAGUUCCUGGAAGUUGUGAACUUUACUUCUUGGUGGAUUUCAAGUUUCAUUCGCCACUAUAUCGACAGGUUGUAUCAAUGUUCUUUCAGGAAGUGGCCCCUCGUUUACUUUCAUCUUUUGAAGAUCGCUGCGGCAGAAUCUAUGGUCCUCCUGUCCCAGUUCUUGAAACCUCUUACAGACAAAACAUAUAAAAUUUGAGUAAUCUCUCAAGCAGAAGUCGAUAGUUGAUUCCAACAUCUUGACUAGCAAACUUCCUCGGAGACAAACUGAUAUUAGAGUUUAGUGUUCCAACUGUGCAACUUUUUUGAUGAGGUUAACUUGUAGAAGCACCUUUCACCCCAUUUUUUUUCAUUUGUUCAUUUCCUGCUCGGGCUCCCUCUGGAAAAUUCUCCAAAGAUUGUUUGGAGAGUUACCAAAAGCUUGAAUUAUCAUGUAGACAGUUUAAUUAGAGCUAUACAAACAUCAAAAAUACUUGUUGCGAGCA